Molecule: messenger RNA, 4526 nt
Organism: Daphnia pulex (common water flea)
Lineage: Eukaryota; Metazoa; Arthropoda; Branchiopoda; Diplostraca; Daphniidae
Gene: gro
Product: transducin-like enhancer protein 4
Exons: 10
Coding region: 883-3525 (880 amino acids)
Biological process (GO): negative regulation of canonical Wnt signaling pathway; regulation of DNA-templated transcription
Cellular component (GO): transcription regulator complex; nucleus
Molecular function (GO): protein binding; transcription corepressor activity
Source: RefSeq, a predicted model, not a curated record
AAGCGCUUGGUGUCGGUGCAGCUCGAAUCAUCCGAUGAUUCCCUAACCCAACCCCUAGCCAUUUCCCCCCCUCUCGGUAGAUAUACCACAAGGGAAAGAGGUGGGGAACGACGCCGUCUGGUGUGUGUGGCGAAAGGUCCGCCUGACAAAAAAAAACCCAACAUGGCGGUGAUGUGUAGUUUUGGUAUAGGCUGCGUCCCUCUACGCUCCGUUUAAAACGAUCGUUCUCGGCUGCCGAAUUAGUGGAAAAAAGAGACGCCCAGUUGAUUUCGUGUCGUUUCUCCAGGUGUGCAACAUCAAUCUACUCAGUUUAGUCGAAACAGUUGAUUAUUCGUUUUGACUUAUUCCAAAAGCUUUGAGGCCAGAAAACACACACACACGCAGUGGCAGCAGCAGAGAGUUACAACGAGCCUCAAAGAUUCAUCCAUCCGGUCUCACACACUUUUUCUUACGAUUUCGACCAAGAAUAUUUGACUAAAUGUUCUACUUCAAAAGUUGAUUGCCCAAAAGUCUCGAUAUCUCUCUGUGUGUGUGUGUUGGGAAUUGUUUGGUGUGUGUGUGUGUAGUGCACGCGGACAUGAGCCGAGAGAAACGUUCGUUGUCUCGUGAUUGUUGCCCAUCAACACGGCGAGUUCGGCGGGGGGUGAAGUUGUGAGGACAAAUUUCGUCAUCCAACAAAAACCCUAAAACCGAUUAACCUGACCUGCCAAUGAUCCGCCUCUUCUCUUGAAAAGUGUCGACCAAUUACGUUCGUUCACGCCACAAGCCGAAGAAACGGCUUGAAUUUUUGUUUUUCGGGAGAAAAGAAUUUUUCAUCUUGUUGUUGUUUUUGACGAAAAAAGUUAUUUUUAAACCGUCAAGUUGGGCAGCAAAAAGAAGAAAAUGUAUCCGGCACCAGCGCGGCAUCCCUCGGCGCAGGGUCCGCCGCCACCGCCGGGUCAGCUGAAAUUCACCGUGUCCGACACGUGUGAUCGCAUCAAAGAGGAAUUCAAUUUCCUCCAAGCUCAGUAUCACAGUCUCAAACUCGAGUGCGAGAAAUUGGCCUCUGAAAAGACGGAAAUGCAGCGUCACUACGUCAUGUACUAUGAAAUGUCUUAUGGCCUCAACGUCGAGAUGCACAAACAGACGGAGAUUGCCAAGAGGCUUAACGCCAUCAUAGCCCAAGUUUUGCCCUUUCUUUCGGCAGAGCAUCAACAGCAAGUGGCCACAGCUGUUGAAAGGGCGAAACAAGUGACGAUGACGGAAUUGAACGCCAUUAUCGGGCAACAGAUGCACGCACAACAGCUUCCUCACGGAGCAGGACUACCGCUAGGAGCCGGACACCCAGGAUUAGCUGGAUUGCCAGGAUUGCCACCUGGAGUGGCUGGGGGAUUGUUGACAUUUGGAGCGCUGGCCGGCGGAGGAGGAGGCGGCGGCGGGCCUCCUGGGGGUCUAGGAGGACCCCCAGGAGCCGGUGGUGCAGCAGCUGCAGGAUUAGGAGCUCUGGGUGGAUUGCAUCCGCUACUCAAAGCAGCCGAAAUGGGCGGAGCCGGAGGAAUUGGUGGUGGUGUUCCGGGCACUCCAACCGGCCCUCCAUCCACAUCGGCUCCUUCUUCCGGCAGCCGUGGUGAUCGAGAACACAGAGAACGAGACAGGGAGCGGGAGAGAAUGGAACGGGAUCGUGAUCGCGAGCGGGAGAGAGAACGUGAUCGUGAGCGUGAAAGAGAGCGAGAAAGGGAUCGCGAGAGAGACCACAGAGAGGAGCAUGUGAAAGUGAGCAACGAGGAAAGACACCGGGAUCGAGUGGGCGCCUCUCCCUCCUCCUCCUCUGUCCAGGCCGCCGAGAGGCUAGAACACAAACACCUGAGGACUCGCUCGCCCGGCGCGUUCAUCAGCGAUUUGGAAUCGAAACGGCGCAAGGACGAGCAACGAGCAGCCGACAGCGAUGGAGAAAAGAGCGAUCCUGAUCUAGUGGUGGAUGUGGCCAAUGAGGAUCCCAAUUCACCUUUAGCCAAUGGCGAGCACAGAGGCGGCGGAGUUGACCUCAGAGAAAACGGAGAUCGAGGAGGCAACGGACAUGGACUGGUCGGCAUGGGACUGGUCGGUGGAUCCAAACUGGAGAGAGCUGAACGACCUCCUUCUCAUUCAGGAUCGUCAUCCGCACGCUCCACCCCUUCACUCAAAACUAAAGAACACAUGGAGAAACCGACAACGCCGACCUCGAAAGGAGGAACACCAACGUCCUCUUCCACUCCGGCGCUCCCGCCAGGAGCGAAUCCGCUAAUGGGAUCGCUACAGCGCCCUGGAGCUGGUGGCCCACCUCUUCCUGGACCCUACGGUCCUUAUCCACCUGGAAUGGGGUUGCCAGGCCAACCGAUUCCGAGACUCCCCGAACCAGGUGCCGUUGGAUUUAUGCCGGUGCAUAACAGUCUCGCUGGAUACCCGCGACCGCCCGGUUUCGACGCCCAUUCUCAGUCUAGAGGUGCUGCAUUAAACUCAAACGGCCUUGGCUCGUUACCCGGUGGCAAACCGGCCUACUCUUUCCAUGUUGGUGGUGAUGGAGUGGUCCAGCCUGUACCGUUUCCUCCUGACGCUCUAGUCGGACCGGGCAUUCCUCGGGCCGCUCGGCCGCUGAGCACUUUGCCCCACGGGGAAGUCGUUUGUGCCGUGACCAUCUCAUCCCCUACCAAAUACGUUUACACUGGUGGCAAAGGAUGUGUCAAAGUUUGGGACAUCAGCCAAUUUUUCGGUAGCGGAGGAAGUAGCAAUAGCAGCAGUAAAAACCCCAUCCCCGUAUCGCAGCUGGACUGCUUGCAGAGGGACAAUUACAUUCGCAGCGUCAAACUGUUACCCGACGGAAGGACAUUGAUUGUGGGCGGAGAGGCCAGCACCCUGUCAAUUUGGGACUUGGCAGCCCCUACUCCUCGCAUCAAGGCCGAAUUGACAUCAUCAGCGCCGGCCUGCUAUGCGCUGGCCAUCAGCCCCGACAGCAAAGUUUGCUUCAGCUGCUGUUCAGACGGAAACAUUGCCGUGUGGGAUUUGCACAAUCAGACGCUGGUGAGGCAAUUCCAAGGUCACACGGACGGCGCCUCCUGCAUCGACAUGAGCGCAGACGGGACACGAUUGUGGACGGGAGGAUUGGACCACACGGUCCGGUCGUGGGAUCUUCGUGAGGGCCGCCAAUUGGCCCAGCACGACUUUGCCUCUCAGAUCUUUUCCUUGGGAUAUUGUCCAGCUGGCGACUGGCUGGCCGUUGGACUGGAGAGUUCAACUGUCGAGGUGCUGCACACGUUAAAGCCGGACAAGUACCAACUGCAUUUGCACGAAUCGUGCGUCCUGUCAUUGAAAUUCGCCGCCACUGGCAAGUGGUUUGUGUCGACUGGUAAAGAUAAUCUCCUGAACGCUUGGCGAACUCCUUACGGAGCCUCCAUUUUCCAGUCGAAGGAGUCGUCUUCGGUGUUGAGUUGUGACAUUUCUUCGGAUGACAAGUACAUUGUGACGGGCUCUGGCGACAAGAAGGCCACCGUCUACGAAGUUAUCUAUUAGGGAAUCUUUGACCAAGCGUAUUUUCAAGAGAACAAUGAGACAAGAGAAGAUGUUGAAAAGAGAUUGAGCGCCAUUAUUUUUCUUUUCUCAGUUAUCCAAAUUUGUUCGAAGGAAGAAGACAAUUUCAGCCCUCCGUCAUACAUACAUAUAUAUAUAUACGUAUAUAUACAGAAAACUUUCUGUGUCGACUUUUGAACUAAAUAUUGAAUGAGAGAGAGCCUCCCCCGUCAGGUGGACCCCACCGGAAUUCUUUAUAAUACCCUUUAUACGUGUGUGUGUGUGUGUAUUCGUCGCAGUGAAAAACGAUCCUUUCUAUGAUUUCGAUAGCUCGUUAUUGUCCCCGUUCUUGAACGACGAACUAGGCCACUCGAAUAUGAAAUGCUGGCCGAAUCAAAGUGCUGGGAAUCAGCAAUCCAUGUGCUUUCCUCCUAAUAAAAGAAGAAGAAAAGUUUCUUGGCAGUCCCAGGAAAGGAAAAAAGGAGCUAACAACAUAAAAGAAAAGUCUCGCAGCUGAUCAAGAGUGAAAGAAACAGAAAAAAAAUCCUCGUCUCUAUUUUUCAUUCUUAUGUACCUCAAAAGACUCCCACGAUUUUUCUUUUCCCAAUUUCAUCCUUCAAAAAUGUUUUCCCUUUCAUCUUUUUAUUUUUGUUUUGUUCUCGUGUCUUGUCUGAUCCACGCCGUCUGUGUGUGCAGCUGUGUAAUGGAGUAUCAGUGCGAAUCGGAGGAUUCACUCUCUCUCUACUAUCUAUCUCUCUCUCUCUUGUGUAUGUGUUUUUGUUUUGUUUUUCCUUCUUGACUGAUUUCAAUUGUUUUUAGGACUCGUUGUACAACUUCCCUUUUUUCCCCCUCUCGGUUUAGUAAAUUUGUUUUAAAUCCCCCCCGCCAGAGGCAUUUUGUAAACAGAUUUUUCAGAUUUCUAUUUGAUUCAAAAGACAUGUCGACGACACUUAAUCCCACCCUCAGCCAGAAGAAGAAGAAGACGAAAGAAAUUAUGUGUUGAA